GGGUGGCUUUAUUUUUCUCAUCAGCCCCUCUACUUGUGUAGGAUGCAGUCUAACUCAUGUUUGUUUUAGGGUAUAACAAUUACCAGCUUAACUAUCACGAUGGCUCAUAAGGGUAUGCCUAUAAUUAGUUCAAGCUGUCUUGCUUGUUAAAUUCCCCUUUGGCUCCCAAACUUGGCAUUGGGAAUGAACUUUGGGCCUUUUUUAGGAUUGCUGUCACUCUGUCCUGGCAAAAGGCAGUGGGAAGCAGUACCCUCACUCCCUCUUCACUGCUGGAGCCCAUGGGUGUAGACACACUGCUGCCUUCUCCUUCUCACAGGGGCUGCUGAGCUGUCAUGGGAAACACCACCAGUGAGCGAGUGUCUGGUGAGCGACAUGGCUCCAAGUCCCACCGCUCUGACAGCUCUGGAGGUGCCCAUCACACAAAGGAGCACCCACACAAGAUCAUGGUGGGCAGCACAGAUGACCCCAGUGUUUUCAGCUCCCACGACUCCAAGAUUCCUGGGGACAAGGAGUUUGUUUCAUGGCAGCCGGACCUGGAAGAGUCAGUGAAGCCAUCCCAGCAGGCUCGCCCCACUGUCAUCCGCUGGGCUGAUGGGGGCAAAGAGGUCUUCAUCUCUGGAUCUUUCAACAACUGGAGCACCAAGAUCCCACUCAUCAAGAGCCACAAUGACUUUGUCGCUAUCCUAGACCUCCCAGAAGGAGAGCACCAGUACAAAUUUUUUGUGGAUGGCCAGUGGGUCCAUGACCCAUCCGAGCCCGUGGUCACCAGCCAGAUGGGGACGAUUAACAAUCUGAUUCAUGUCAAGAAGUCUGACUUUGAGGUGUUCGACGCUUUAAAAGUGGAUUCCCUGGAGAGCUCAGAAACCUCAGACUUAUCAAGUUCCCCACCCGGACCUUAUGGCCAAGAGAUGUAUGUGUACCGGCCUGAGGAACGCUUCAAAUCCCCUCCCAUCCUCCCGCCUCACCUCCUCCAGGUCAUCCUCAACAAGGACACCAAUAUCUCGUGCGACCCGGCCCUACUGCCCGAACCCAACCACGUCAUGCUCAAUCACCUCUACGCACUCUCCAUCAAGGACGGCGUAAUGGUGCUCAGUGCCACACACCGCUACAAGAAGAAGUACGUCACCACGCUGCUGUACAAACCUAUCUGAGCCGGGGCUUUGCCCACCCCCCACGCAGGACACGAAAUGCCACUUUGUCUGCACAUGCUGGGCCACAGGACUGUGUGAGGACUGGCUGCUGGAUCCAGCCUCCAACCCGGGGGGGGGUGCAGCCCCCAGUGAUGAGUGCAGGCCUGCUGGGGCCAUCCUGCUGUCCCAUUAUACUGGUGUGGUUUGAUUUAACCCUUGGUUUCCGCCCACCUGCAGCUCCCCUUGGCUUCAGUGAGUCCCUGGGGCUGCUUUGCUGCUCACGGAACAGCCUUUCCUCACUCCUGACAUGGAAAGGGCUUCACUGCCCCUCUGCUCUAGACUGUGAUGGCCCUGAGGCUGUCCUGGCACUGUCUGCAGGCUAGCAGCAAAGUGUCCUUUUGCUGCGCUGGUAAUAAGCCUCCAAGACCACGUCCCUGGAAGGUUGGGGAGCCUUAGCCUGCCGCUGUCCCCUGUCCCUUAGCCCUGUCUGUCCUGUUCCUUGUACUCCCCAGCUUCAAGGAGAGCUCUUGGCCACAGCUCUCUACCACGUUCAGUGCUGAGUCAGCAGGAAGGAGGGCACAGCUGGAUGCACCAUGCUUACCUGCUGCCAGGACAGCACCAUCAAGGACUGAACAUCUGCCCCAUCACCACCAUCGGGUGCUUCUGGUGGGCCUGGGGAGAGCGGAGCAAGGCAGAUACCCCAGGACCCCAGCUACGCCAUCUGCUGCUGUAGCAGUGCCAUGUGACAGGGUUUUCUCUAUUUAUUACAGUAUUUAUUGUUC
Tympanuchus pallidicinctus (lesser prairie-chicken) is the source of this 1912-nucleotide messenger RNA. It is a transcript of the gene PRKAB2, whose product is annotated as protein kinase AMP-activated non-catalytic subunit beta 2. Lineage: Eukaryota; Metazoa; Chordata; Aves; Galliformes; Phasianidae. The transcript is spliced from 7 exons. Gene Ontology annotation, molecular function: protein kinase binding. The record is from RefSeq and is a predicted model, not a curated record. Gene Ontology annotation, biological process: signal transduction. The coding region runs from base 333 to 1151 and encodes 272 amino acids. Gene Ontology annotation, cellular component: nucleotide-activated protein kinase complex; nucleus; cytoplasm.